AGGCGAUCUUUUCAACUGUUUGGUCAUUUACCUUCAGAGUUUCAACUCUUCUUCCCACCCAAUCUCGUUGUCUUGAAACAAAGUUGUCUGCCAAUUGUCUUUAUUUCUGAUUCUCUUCCUUUAUCAACACCAAUCCAAUUCCAUUCCUCUCUUUACUCUCUUCUCUUUCUCUUCCGCAAAGCCCAUAAUUCUUUUGUGUCCAAAUGAAUUGAAACCCAUAAAGUGGUGACUUUUCUUCUUUUCUAUGGCUUCUUGGGCUCCUGUGUAUCCAGCUGUUGUGCCUAUCCCAGUUGAUCUUUUUGUCUCCAAGAAACAUCCUGGUCUUAAUGGUGACUUGGGUUUUGCAGAUUCUCUAGGAAAUAUUGUUUUCAAGGUCAAUUUUGAUAAGUCUUCAAAGUCAUCCUUCAAAAGGGUCCUUCUCGAUGCAUCAGGAAAUCCUUUGAUCACCGUGUUUCGUGAUGGUAAAGGUUCUUGGCAAGGCUUUAAGGGUGGUUAUAAUAGGGAGGACUUGAUCUUCAGAGUGAAAAGGACUGUGAAAAAGCUUACAAGAACUGAGCUUGAGGUCUUUCUUGUUGGAGAAAUUUCGAGAGAGUCGACACCUGACUUUAAGGUGAAAGGUUUCCCCUUCCAAAGAUCAUGCACAAUCUAUAGAAGCGAUUCCAUUGUAGCCCAGACUAGUCUCAUGUACAAGCUUCACCAGAUUUAUGCCCGGCGGAGUAAAUAUCGACUAACCAUAUUUCCUGGAUCUGUAGAUCAUUCCUUGAUUGCAUCUUUGAUUGUAAUUUUCUUAUAUGGACAAUAAAAAUUGGACUCUGAGCAUUUACAUUUGUACACCAAUUUCUCCAUGCUCACACGAGAAUGCAUAUAUUAUUUCUUUGAAAGAACAAAAAAUAAUUUAUAGCAUUUUUCCGAUUUGUAUG
Molecule: messenger RNA, 920 nt
Organism: Populus nigra (black poplar)
Lineage: Eukaryota; Viridiplantae; Streptophyta; Magnoliopsida; Malpighiales; Salicaceae
Product: protein LURP-one-related 7
Exons: 3
Coding region: 245-802 (185 amino acids)
Source: RefSeq, a predicted model, not a curated record